AUGAGUCGUUCUGCAACUGAAAAAGAUAUUGAUACAUUGACAAGAACCGUUUGGGGCGAAGCACGUGGAGAACCGGAUGAAGGCAAAGCUGCUGUAGCUCACGUCGUUAUCAAUCGUGCAAAAUCUGGUAAUGCGUAUGGUGAAGGUAUCGAAGGUGUAUGCCGAAAAGAUCAACAAUUCUCUUGUUGGAAUAAAGACGACGUGAAUCGUGGGCAAAUAGACAAAUUAGAUACCAAUAAUCAAGAAUAUAAAAAAAAUCGCAGAAUUGUCGAAGAAGUACUUAAUGGGACAAGGCCUGAUAACACCAAAGGCUCGACACACUACCAUCGUACCGAUACUCCCCAUAAUUGGGCAAGCGGGAAAAGACCAGCGGCUGAACAUGGUGCACAUUCUUUUUACAACAACAUUGACUAA
Adineta ricciae is the source of this 414-nucleotide messenger RNA. Lineage: Eukaryota; Metazoa; Rotifera; Eurotatoria; Adinetida; Adinetidae. The record is from the annotation of a GenBank genome assembly.